CAAACAAAAACAAAAGGGGAGAAACCCUCAACACCCGUCCGUCCCGUCUCGUUCUGCGCCGUCUCGCCGGUCUCCAUCUCCAUCACCGGAGAACAGCGAUGUCGGCGACCUACUGCUUCCGCCGCAUACUUUUGCCUUUCACUCCUCGCGCCCAGUCAAUCUCCCCAUCUCCUCGGCCUCGGCAAUAGUAUCCUCGCGAGUUCGCCCGCCGGCGCCAAUCUCCAUCCCGCGAGCAGCCGUGCCGGCGUCCUGCUGCUUCCGCCCCCGGUUUCCCCCAAAAAGAAAUAUAUUUGGUGCCCCUGGCAUCCGGUAGAUCGGCAUGCCAGCGGCCUUGGUGGCGUGCAGCGGCAAGCGCCGGCGGCGGACGGCCACCACUCAUGCUGCUCGGGACUCAUCGUCGUGGGCUUCUCUGGCGGAGGAUCUGGUGAGCCUGAUAGGCUGGCGGGUGCUGGCUGGAGAUGUGCGAGACUACAUCUGCUUCCGCGCCGCGUGCCACCACUGGCGCUCCUGCACCGCCAGCCCGUGCGGCCGCGGCGUUGUGGACCCACGCUUCCACCCGCGGCGGUGGAUGAUGCUCCCUGAGGGGAACGGUCUCUACCCGGGCCACGGCAUGCUGCGUGGCUUCGUUCGCUUCUUCAACCUCUCCACCGGCGCUUUCGUCCGUCUCAAGCUGCCCAUCGUCCGCGACCACCGCAUCCUUGACUCCGUCGACGGAAUCCUCCUCCUGCAGCGGAACCGUGACACCGCGGUCCGUCUUCUCCACCCCUUCACCGGCGACAUCGUCGACUUCCCGCCGCUGGACACCUUGCUGCCGUACAUGGGCCGCCGGUCGGAGGAAUAUCUCAGAGAUGUCGCUGCUGCCUCCAUAACAUCAUCAGCUGAUGAUCAAGCCGUCUUGCUUAUGAUAUGGUUAUUCCGCACGGUGCGCGUAGCCUUCGCCGCCUCUGGGGAUAAGCAGUGGAGGGUGUCGAGCUGGUCCAUGUACCAAGCCUAUACUCCAUUGCCAUUCCAAGGCAAGCUAUACAUAUUGGAUCAAGCCACGGCUUAUGGUGGACCUGAGGUCUUGCAGAUAGACCCACCCCUGCAACUGCAACUGGAAGGGACGACGGAGCUCUCGCUACCACCACCAAAAUCAAUUGCUAAAUGUCCAGCAAGGACACCUGACUCAUUCUUUCUCUACCAUUUGGUAGAAUGUGACUCUGACAUUCUGUUGGUCACCUUUGGUGUUAGUGUGUAUGCACAAAUUUCAGUUUACAGACUAGCUGAUCUUAUUUCGGGAACAACUGUCCCGGUGACUUGCAUCGGCAGCAAUUCCCUUUUCCUUGGUAAUAGGAAUCUCUGUGUCAGCUCCAAGGCGUUUCCUACCAUUGUGGGUGAUGCCAUUGUGUUUUACCAUCAGAAGGAGAAUUAUCUUGCACAAUACCACCUCAGAAGCGGCACAUUGUCACCCACAUCAGAUGGAUGUAUCUUUGCGACUAAUAUGCCAAGUCCUAGUAGCAUCAUUCACCAUAUCUACACCUGUUGCUUUCGUACACAAUGGACCAAGGGACAUUUAUUGUUUCAAAGGGAGAACAGGGCAUGGCAGAUGAAACGGAAGUAGGGAUAGACGGGGCGUAAACAACUCUUGUUUUGUGUUGGUGGUGGUGCCUGCCUGCCUGGUUUUCCUUCAGGGAUAUAUUUGUUGAUCUACAGGGGAAGUAGUUCCCGGGGGCUGUGAAAGUUUUGCUUUGGUACUUAUAAUCAUGUUACUAUUUAUGUGACAAAGAUGCUUCCCUCUGUUGUUGAAUCAGGCAACUGUUUCAUGUUGAAACAACUAAAUUAAUUAUUGUAAUUGGCAUGGUAUUUUCCAAUGGAGUUAUGUAACCCUGGCUUGUAAAGUUCUUGUGACAAUUGAUCAAACUUCCAUCAUCAUAGUAGAAUUCUAAUAUAUCCUUAUGAGCUAGUCAAACUUAGCUAUCAUGAGCAUAA
Messenger RNA from Oryza sativa Japonica Group (Japanese rice), 1968 nucleotides. RefSeq lists its product as uncharacterized. Lineage: Eukaryota; Viridiplantae; Streptophyta; Magnoliopsida; Poales; Poaceae. The record is from RefSeq and is a predicted model, not a curated record.